Molecule: messenger RNA, 2228 nt
Organism: Brassica napus (rape)
Lineage: Eukaryota; Viridiplantae; Streptophyta; Magnoliopsida; Brassicales; Brassicaceae
Product: protein ECERIFERUM 26-like
Exons: 1
Coding region: 1267-2112 (281 amino acids)
Molecular function (GO): acyltransferase activity, transferring groups other than amino-acyl groups
Source: RefSeq, a predicted model, not a curated record
GAACCCGAACUAAAAAUACCCGAAGUACAGAAAUACCCGAACGGGUUUUAUACCUCUAUACCGAAAUAUCCGAAAAUCUGAAAUACCCGAUCCGAACCCGAACGAGUACCCGAACGCCCACCCCUACUUUAUGGGAUAUGUGACAUUGAUGAUUGUACCUGGACAAUAUAAACUCGAAUAUAUUGUAAAAUCAAAACGUCGUAUAUAAAAAAAGUUUAAUGCAAUCUUGAGCGAUUGUAAAAUAAAUUCAAAAAUGAAUAACAUAUUAAAUUUCUUUCAGUCCCUUAAUUUUUGUAACAAAAUUUUUUUAAUUACGAAAUUAACAUAAAUGGUGAUAGACACUAAAUUUGGAAAUUUAUAUAAUUUUUUGUGGUUAAGUUUGAAGUCAAAUAUCAUUUUUAAUAUGGACUUCCUUUAAGCAUGGAGAUUCGUUGAUAGGGCCUUUAUCGAUUUACAAUCCAUCGGUUCGAAUUCCCUGUGACUUGAGUCACUCGAUUCAUCUUCUAAUCUUCUUAGGUAUUGGGAUUAAGCUUAGUUAAAGAAAUCUAGAUAUCUCAGGUGAUGAGAAGAGAGAUCAAAUCAAACAACCGAACCGUAGCCCUUUAUAUGUUGUCUCUUCGAAUUUUUUUAGUAAAAAGACACUUUUUGAAACAAAAUAUAAAUUAAAAGAGGCCUAUAUUUAUUUUGACUCUUAAUGAAUAUUAAAGUUCAAAAAUGAGUCUCUUUUACAAUUUCGAGUCCUAAUCAGCCCACUAAAUUAGAAAAUUCAUAUUAUUUACUUUGUUAUUUAUUUUUAUUUUUCUACAAUUUUUAUGUAUUCUGGAACAAGUAUAAUUUUAAUAAAAUAUGACGAUAUAAGUUUGAUAAUACGACAAGUUUGUCAACCAUAAUAAAAUUAUUGUUAUUCAGAUACUCCGGUAAAUUUUUUUUUUUUACUGAAAAUUCCAGUAAGGUUCCAAUUCCAGAUUAGAUAAUUUUAUUUGCAUUAAUCUGUAUAUCAAACAUUACUUUUGCUAAUCUAUACCUUGUAUAAUAUGUCACAAUUGCUUUUAUCUUUUCAAUAUCUAUAGAUUAAAAUUUAUAAUCUUUUAUAGUCUAUUCAACUUGCGCAGCAUCAUCUCGUAGGUGUUAAACCCUCUGGGUUUUCUGAACUUUGUUAAACCCUCUUUAUACGAUAGACUAGUAGUGCGCACCAAAAUCUUGAACAUUAUUUUAUAAAAUCAAAAACAAAAUAACCACCACCUUAUCUCGGUCUUGUAUCUGCAGAUGACCCGGUUUAAGUGCAGAGGAUUAGCUUUCGGCCUGAGCUGGGCCAACAUCAUGGGAGAUUCUUUCUCUUUAUUCUAUGCCUUCAACUUAUGGGUUAAGGUCCUUUCAGGAGAAAAAAUCUAUGCCCCGGAAACUUCUAUCAUAGACAGAAGGUUUCAGAAUCCAAAUCCAACGGUGAAAGACCCGGAAUCAAUAAAACAGGUUGACCCGGUUGGAGAUCUAUGGAUCACUCCAAGCAACAAGAAAAUGGUGAGUUACUGUUUCAACCUCACCGUCACCGACCAGAUGUCACCGCAUUUUCCGGCGAACGGAGAUGAUCAGAUUCCGGUGUUCGAGAUUCUCGCCGGAAUCAUAUGGAAAAACAUAGCUAAGGUUAGAGAAGAUCCAGAGCCCUUAACUGUUACGAUAAUCAGAAAGGAUCCGAACGAUUUGAAACCUAUCAGAUCGAUUCGAAACAGUCAGAUGAUAAGCUCCGUACACGUGGAUUCUCCGGUGGCUGAAGCGACUGUGGAAGAGUUAGUGAGAUGUAUCGAGAGAGCGACGGACGAGAGAUGUGGAAUCGAUGAGAUCGGAGGGAGCUGUGAUGGGAGUUUGGAUUUUAUUGUUUACGGAGCGAAGUUGGCGUUUAUGGAUUUGAGUGAAGUCGAUUUGUAUGAGGCGAAAGUGAUGGGGAAGUCGCCCGAAUCAGUGUACUGUAAUGUUGAGGGGAUAGGGGAGGAGGGAUUGGUAGUUGUUUACGCGGCGGCGAAAUCGGAGGAGAGGGUUGUGACAAUGACGUUGCCGGAGGAGGAGAUGGAGAGAGUAAAAUCGGAAUUCAAGAAAUGUGGUUUGAUCGCGCCGUGAGAAUGAAUCAACGACUAAGUAAUAAGUAAACAUGAAUGGAAAAAUGAUUGCUGACUACAUGAAGUAUUGGUUAUUAAACAAAUGUAUACUUAGGUACACGAAAUAUUUAUUAUGCA